Arabidopsis lyrata subsp. lyrata is the source of this 2309-nucleotide messenger RNA. RefSeq lists its product as uncharacterized. Bases 667 to 2172 code for a protein of 501 amino acids. NCBI's taxonomy places the organism in Eukaryota, Viridiplantae, Streptophyta, Magnoliopsida, Brassicales, Brassicaceae. The transcript has 13 exons. The record is from RefSeq and is a predicted model, not a curated record.
AUUUUUAAGCUUUACAGGUCGGUCAGUCUAUCACUAUCAGGCCACCUAGUGAGCUGGAGAAGAAAGGAACAGCAAACUCAAAGAUGAACCAAAAAAAGUUCGAGACUUCUUGAUGGCGCAAUGACCACAAGGACCAGCGUUCGAAUCUUCAAAAGGGAAAUAUAAAAAUUGAUUCUUGUUUUCUCGAGUAUCUACCACCUCGAGAUCUGAAAAUCUGAUUCUACCUUUUCGUUUUCAUCCUCAAAAGUCGUGGCUUUGAGAAUAGUUUUUUCCUCUUCUUCUCUCGGUUUUCUAGUUGACUCAUUUUCAAGAUCUGGGCAUCUGUCAUUUCUUUAAUACUAAAAGCUUUCUUCUUUCUUUCCUUUUUUAUUUAUCCCUUUUGUUUUCUGCUGCUGCUUGCUCGUAGUAGGUAUAAUUUUGGGUGGCCUUACUUGCUUUUCAGCAAAAGCUGGGAGUUUGAGAUUUCUUCUUCCCUCUCUCUCUCUCUCUCUCUCUCUCGUCUUUGGGAUCUGCGCAUUUCUCAGAGGUUAUAUGGGUCAUGGGACUCUCGAAAGCAUGAUGCUUUUUGUUGUCUCACUUGUAAUUUGUUAGGGAUUUUGUUGCUGAAGACUAAGCAAUGUCUGUAGAAUCAUGGUUCAGGAUUCAGAAGACUACUACUACUAGCUCAUGAGUUCAUUGGUACUUGGAAUCAAGAUGAUUGAUCAGUUCAUCAACUUUGUAAUUCGACCUCCUAGGGCUGAGUAUGAUCCUGAUCAGUAUUUGUGGGAGAAGGAGUUUAGCCUCGGUGGCACAGAGUGUAAAAGACAAGACUUGGAGCUUACAAAUUCGAGGGGUCACACCUUGCGUUGCAGUCAUUAUGUUCCCUCAUCUUCUCUGGAGGAUACUCCUCUCCCCUGUGUUAUAUACUGUCAUGGCAAUAGUGGAUGUAGAGCAGACGCAAAUGAGGCAGUUAUGGUUCUUCUUCCAUCUAACAUUACUGUUUUCACCCUUGACUUCUCGGGGUCAGGCUUAUCUGAGGGUGAUUAUGUAAGCCUUGGCUGGCAUGAGAAGGAUGAUCUCAAGACUGUGGUAUCUUACCUUAGAAACAGCGAUCAAGUAUCGCGUAUUGGACUUUGGGGACGAUCUAUGGGUGCAGUUACCAGCCUUCUUUAUGGAGCAGAAGAUCCUUCAAUUGCUGGAAUGGUCUUAGACAGUGCAUUUUCAAACUUAUUUGAUCUGAUGAUGGAACUAGUGGAUGUCUACAAAAUCCGACUACCGAAAUUCACAGUUAAAGUGGCUGUGCAGUACAUGCGGCGUAUAAUUCAGAAAAAGGCGAAGUUUAAUAUUAUGGAUCUCAAUUGUGUUAAGGUUUCACCCAAGACUUUUAUUCCAGCUUUAUUUGGGCAUGCAAGCGAAGACAAAUUCAUCCAACCUCAUCACUCUGACCUCAUUCUGAAGUGCUAUGCGGGAGACAAAAAUAUCAUCAAGUUUGAUGGCGAUCACAAUUCUUCGCGGCCGCAAUCUUUUUAUGAUUCAGUGUUAAUAUUCUUCUACAAUGUUCUUCGCCCGCCUCCAAUUUCUUCAGCUUGCUCAUCUAAACUUGAAAGUUAUUACAGUUUGGGAGAUGUCAAUAGCGCUACUGGUUUGGAUGAGAGUUUUCUGUAUGAGAUCAUAUCUGGUCUUCGUUCGGCAUGUAUCGAUGUUGCAAGUUCUUCUUCUGCACCUCCUGCCCCUCUAACCACAAAGCCAACGACUGAGCUCCUUUCAGAAGCCAUGCCCAUGACAGAUAAGGAUGACGUGCCUGUGGAAGAUAAUGAUCACAACAUGGACGACCCUGAAAACUUCGAGGGGAGGCCUGUUGAUCAGUUUGAAGAUGGAUGUUCAUUUACAAGCUCCAACAGGGAAAGCUGGGGCAGAUGCUCUUCACUAGGAGGCACUGAAGAAGAUGAAAGUUUGACCGCUUGCGAGGGUGAUCAGGUCGAGAAAACUGCUGAUAUAAACACGGAACAAAAGCCAAGAGAUUCUAGUAGAGAAGAAGAAGAAGAUAGUAAGGAGAAGAAAAUUAAGAAUGGAGGUGAAACAGACGCCAAGAAGCCUAGACACGAAAAAUUGGAAAGAUUGGAGGCUUUUAGCAAAAGACUGCGGCAUCGCAUCCUAAAGCGAGUAAACCAUAGAAGACACCGUUCACCUUGACGAAAGUUCAACAAAUCGCUCUAAUUGUUGUAUAUCUCUGCAUUUCAUUAUGUACACUUCUCCUUCGACUUGGCAAAUGGAAUCACACGUAGCCAUUACCACUUUUAACCUCAAUCAUAUCCUUACUAGUUACUACU